AUGUCCAGAGAUUCGAAAUCUCAAUUCGUUCUGAUUGUUAACGGACAAGUGGAAACAGCCAGAUUUCCCACUAUCCCCGACUUAUCAGUUCGACUCUUCUAUUCAUAUGGUCCUGAUUGGUACUUAGUUGCGGGACCAUCUGAUUUUCUAUCCUCCUCUUGCUCACGUGGUCAUGGUACCGAUAUAACGAUUGACCUACCCUUCCAGGGAACGUUUUCUUCCACCAACCCAUUCAAAUGGCCUCAAAUUGCUGUAGUUUGUUACGGACGCGACUUUUUUGGCCACGAUAUAAUUAGAGGAUAUGGAGCGACUAGGAUACCGACAAUUCCUGGAAGGCAUCGUUUGACCAUACCGUGUUUCACUCCAGAACCUUCAACCAUGUUGCAAAGGAUAAUUGGAUACUUUUGGGGGAAACGUCCUACGUUCCUAGACCCCGCUAUCACCACAAAAGCCGAAGGAAGACAAGCAGCACGAGUCUCUACGCAGGGUAUACUAUCGUUAUCCAUAAAUGUUCUACUGAAAGACAUGAAGAAAUUAGGAUUUGAUGUGACACCAGCAACGCUAUCGAAAGUUAGUGAAUUUCCACUUCCAGAUUUUCACGUAACCGAACCCUCCCAAAUAACACAUCAGGAACAUGCAAUAAAUGCCGUUGAACCAAGUUCUCAAACUAAUGAAAUACAAGAUCGACAACUCCCACAGCUAGUAGAUGAACCCCCAACAUGA
Auanema sp. JU1783 is the source of this 723-nucleotide messenger RNA. NCBI's taxonomy places the organism in Eukaryota, Metazoa, Nematoda, Chromadorea, Rhabditida, Rhabditidae. The record is from the annotation of a GenBank genome assembly.